AUGGCGUUCGUAAAACUGCUCCUUUUUUCAAUUUUAUUACCCUUCAUUUUCGCUAAAUUUACAUUAGCAGACCCUUUAACGGCCAUUUUCGAAGACGAAAACGACACCGUAUCCCAAGAAAACGUUGCAGAUGCGUCCCUCUAUCACGAACUCCAGCAACUCAAGUCAAAGGUUUCUCUUUUAGAAACCAGCAUUGAGGGAAGCUUGCGGGAAUUGAGAAUCAAGGAUGAUAGUAUCAAGCAGUUGGAGAAAAUUGCUGAAGAAAAAUCAAGUAGCUUAGCUUCAUUGCAGAGUGAAGUACAAUUGCUUCAGGAAACAAGAUCUUUAGAUGAAAAGGUGCGGCCUGGAAAGGUUGAUGAGCAAGCUUCUAAGCUUGAGAAACAGAUUGUAAAUCUGAAAAAGGAAAUAGAAGGACAAAACAGGAAAACAGAUGAGUUGGAAAAACGAGCAAAUGUAGCAGAGGAAAAGAUUGAGGGGAUGAACUUGAAGCUUGAAAGUCUUCGGCGGAUAAGUGAUGAACAAAGAUCCAAGAUUCGUAAAACUGAACGUGCGCUCCAAGUGGCAGAGGAAGAAAUGUUGAAAGCUAAAUUGGAGGCAUCUUCAAUUUCCCAACAAUUCAAAGAGGUUCACCAAGCGAGGUUAUGGCCUUGGUUAUCUGCACAUUUUGAUUUCUGCAAGACCAUUAUUGUAGCUAAUUGGAAAGAGCAUGCAAAACCAGCCUUAGAUCUGACAAUUGAACAGGCACUACAGAAGCUAUCAGAAGUUGAAAAGUGGGCUCAGCCUCACUUUGAGACGUUUAAAAAAAAAUGGAUCCCGUCGAUCAAAAAACACUCUAUGGCAUUUGUGAGGGAUAUUUUCGACUUUUAUCAAGUGACCAAGGGAAAUUUAGAACCUCAUAUUUUGAAAAUCCAAGAUAUCAUUGAUCCCUACUUCCAGGGAGCUAAGAGGUUCAUAAAGCCACAUAUUGUUCAUGUUUUAAGGAUUGCUAAACCUCAUGUUGAUAAAGCUCGUGUCUUCUUGAAGCCCUACUCAAAAGAAGUGCUUCGUAAUUAUAAGAUAAUCGCUAAAAACGUUCGAAUAUUCCAUUCCCAGGUCCGAGCAACUUUGCAUGAAACAUUAAAUAGUUAUGAGUUCACAAAACCUCUUGCUACAGAAGAGCUGGUUUAUUUUAUGGCCUCCAUUUCAAUGGUGCUGCCUGUGGUUUUUGUUUUCAGAACACUUGCACGUAAAAAGCCAAAGAAGCGCACUCGCAAGACCCAUACAGGCCACACUCAUCGGAGGGUGAAACGGGUUCAUGCUGAUAAAUGA
Molecule: messenger RNA, 1308 nt
Organism: Fraxinus pennsylvanica
Lineage: Eukaryota; Viridiplantae; Streptophyta; Magnoliopsida; Lamiales; Oleaceae
Source: the annotation of a GenBank genome assembly